Molecule: messenger RNA, 1404 nt
Organism: Eucalyptus grandis
Lineage: Eukaryota; Viridiplantae; Streptophyta; Magnoliopsida; Myrtales; Myrtaceae
Product: probable disease resistance protein At4g27220
Exons: 5
Coding region: 1-1404 (467 amino acids)
Molecular function (GO): ADP binding
Source: RefSeq, a predicted model, not a curated record
AUGUUGUUUGAUCAAUUAAGUAAAAGAGGGAAGUCUGUACUUAUCUUUGAUGAUGUAUGGGAACAUUUUGAUCUUGAUGAGGUGGGUAUCCCUGUUGAAGCUGAUGGACUUAAGUUGGUGUUAACAACUCGGUCCUUCGAAGAACUUGGACCUGAAGCUCUUAGUUUGGAAAUUGAAGCCGUUACGAAGCUAAUUGUAGAAGAAUGUGCUGGUCUACCACUAGGAAUCGUCAUGAUGGCAAGAACCAUGAGAGGAGUGAGUGAUCUGUUUGAAUGGAAGGAUAUCUUAGAGAGAUUGAAAGAAUCUAACAUGGGGCAAAUGGGAUUGAUUGGUGGAUUGGAUAAGAGGGAUAAAUGUUAUGAUAGAGGUCUUACCAUUAUGAACAAACUUGAAAAUGUUUUCUUGUUGGAAAAUGAUCGGGGUAUGGUCAAGAUGCAUGAUUUGAUCAGAGAUAUGGCUUUGCAUGUCAUGAGUGCGACUUCCAUGGUUAAAGCAGGCAAGGGUUUGACAAGGAUUCUGAGUGAGGAAUGCUGGAUGGAUGGUGUAGAGAAAGUUUCUUUCAUGGAGAAUUACAUUAGGGUUAUUCCAUCAAACAUGUCACCAAACUAUCCUAAACUGGCGACUUUGCUAUUAAAUGGUAGCUUAUGGGGGAAUGUGCUGAUCCCUAACUCUUUCUUCAAGCGAUUGGAGGGGUUGAAGGUUCUAAACUUGAGUGGAUGUGGGAUCAGAGAGCUUCCCAAUUCCAUCUCAGAUUUGAUAUUUGAAAGAAGUGGAGGCCUUGGAAACGUUGGUAAACUUGAGAUGCCUCGACUUAUCCAAAUCAGGGCAGGAGGGGAAAGCAAUGAGGAUUCUAUGUUGAUUGCGCAAGACGUGCAGAGAUUGGUGGGAAAAAAAUGUGGAGGCAUGACAAAUUUGUCCAACAUCGGCCCGCUUGAAAGCCUCAAGGUGCUAAUAAUGGAAGAAUGGGAAAACUUACAGACGCUUUGCGGAGGAGUAGAUGAAGUAAUCGACAAUCAUGACUUCCCUCUCCUAUUCCCUAGUCUUAAGAUGCUGACUGUCGAGAGAUGUCCCAAACUGAAGUUUCGCUUUGGGAAUCGUUCUAAAGUUACGCUUUCGCAUCUACAGCAGAUUGUGAUAAAAAACUGUGAGGAAUUACAAGGGAUAACUGCAGCAGGAGCAAUAUUUGCGACGCCACUCCCUGCCUUCCCCAACCUAGAAAAGAUUGUGAUAGAGCACUGUGCCAACAUGAAGAGCGUGGUGGAAUUUGAGUUGCUGCCUCACCUUCCUAACCUAGACAGGUUACAGUACAGCAUUUGUGAGAAAAUGGAGGAGAUACUAGGAAGGGCUCCCCAAACUAUGCCAUCCGGUGCCCUUUCUCUUCUUACAUUUGUUUGGAUAGAGUGA